GGAGGGGCUUUCUCGCAGGCACGCACACCCCGGCCCCCACACAUGAUGUGACAGGGUUCGGGAGACCUAUCGGAAACCUUCAGGUCACCCAGGGAACUGCUCCUCUCGCUCGUCCUGCGGCGGCGGCGGCGGGGGAGGGGGGUGGUGAGAGCGCCGAGACGCGCGGGGCGCGGAGAUGUGCAAGUGGCGAAGCUUGAGCUUGACCGCGCGCAGGCGGGAGCAGCUGCCCAACUCCCGGAGCGGGAUCUGCUGAGAAGCCACGAGUUUAGGUGAUGGGCAAAUCAGAAAGUCAGAUGGAUAUAACUGAUAUCAACACCCCAAGGCCAAAGAAACAACGAUGGACCCCACUGGAGGUCAGUCUGUCCGUCCUCGUCCUGCUCCUUACCAUCAUCGCUGUGACAAUGAUCGCACUCUAUGCAACUUACGAUGAUGGUAUUUGCAAGUCAUCAGACUGCAUAAAAUCAGCCGCUCGACUGAUCCAGAACAUGGAUGCCACUGCUGAGCCUUGUACAGACUUUUUUAAAUAUGCCUGUGGAGGCUGGUUGAAACGCAACGUCAUUCCUGAGACCAGCUCCCGUUACAGUAACUUUGACAUUUUAAGAGAUGAACUGGAAGUCGUUUUGAAAGAUGUUCUUCAGGAACCCAAAACUGAAGAUAUAGUAGCAGUGCAGAAAGCAAAAACACUAUACAGAUCUUGUAUAAAUGAAUCUGCUAUCGAUAGUAGAGGUGGAAAACCUCUGCUCAGUCUACUACCAGAAAUAUACGAUUGGCCAGUAGUAACAGAAAACUGGGAGCAAACCUAUGGUCCUUCUUGGACAGCUGAGAAAUCUAUUGCACGGCUGAAUUCUAAAUUUGGGAAAAAAGUCAUUCUUAAUUUUUUUGUUGGCACGGAUGAUAAAAACUCUGUGAACCAUAUAAUUCAUAUUGACCAGCCUCGACUUGGCCUCCCUUCCAGAGACUACUAUGAAUGCACUGGAAUAUAUGAAGAGGCUUGUAGAGCAUAUUUGGAUUUUAUGAUUUCUGUAGCCACAUUGAUUCGUAAGGAGAAAGGACUGCUCAUCAAUGAAAACCAACUUUCUUUGGAAAUGAAGAAAGUUAUGCAAUUGGAAAAAGAAAUUGCCAAUGCUACAACUAAAUCUGAAGAUCGAAAUGAUCCAAUGCUUCUUUAUAAUAAAAUGACAUUAGCCCAGCUCCAAAAUAACUUUUCACUAGAGAUCGAUCAGAAGCCAUUCAGCUGGUCAAAUUUCACAAAUGAAAUCAUGUCAACUGUGAAUAUUAAUAUUCCCAAUGAGGAAGAUGUGGUUGUUUAUGCUCCAGAAUAUUUAACCAAACUUAAGCUCAUUCUUCCCAAAUAUUCUGCCAGAGAUCUUCAAAAUUUAAUGUCCUGGCGAUUCAUAAUGGAUCUUGUAAGCAGCCUCAGCCGAACCUACAAGGAGUCCAGAAAUGCUUUCCGCAAGGCCCUUUAUGGCACAACAUCAGAAACAGCAACGUGGAGACGUUGUGCAAACUAUGUCAAUGGGAAUAUGGAAAAUGCUGUGGGAAGGCUGUACGUGGAAGCCGCAUUUGCUGGAGAGAGUAAACAUGUGGUUGAAGAUUUGAUUACACAGAUCCGGGAGGUUUUUAUUCAGACUUUAGAUGACCUCACUUGGAUGGAUGCUGAAACAAAAAAGAAAGCUGAGGAAAAGGCCUUAGCAAUUAAAGAACGAAUUGGCUAUCCUGAUGACAUUAUUUCAAAUGAGAACAAACUGAAUAAUGAAUACCUUGAGUUGAACUACAAGGAAGAUGAAUACUUUGAGAACAUAAUUCAAAACUUGAAGUUCGGUCAAAAUAAACAACUAAAGAAGCUCCGAGAAAAGGUGGACAAGGAUGAGUGGAUAAGCGGAGCAGCUGUAGUCAAUGCAUUUUAUUCUUCAGGCAGAAAUCAGAUAGUCUUCCCAGCUGGCAUUCUGCAGCCCCCCUUCUUCAGUGCUCAGCAGUCUAACUCGUUGAACUACGGGGGUAUUGGCAUGGUCAUCGGACACGAAAUCACCCAUGGCUUCGAUGACAAUGGCAGAAAUUUUAACAAGGAUGGAGACCUGGUUGACUGGUGGACUCAACAGUCUGCAAAUAAUUUUAAAGAGCAAUCCCAGUGCAUGGUGUACCAGUAUGGAAACUUCUCCUGGGACCUAGCCGGUGGACAGCAUCUCAAUGGAAUUAAUACACUGGGAGAAAACAUUGCUGAUAAUGGAGGUAUUGGCCAAGCAUACAGAGCCUAUCAAAAUUAUGUUAAAAAGAAUGGUGAAGAAAAACUACUUCCUGGACUUGACCUAAAUCACAAACAACUAUUCUUCUUGAACUUUGCCCAGGUGUGGUGUGGGACCUACAGGCCAGAGUAUGCUGUCAACUCCAUUAAAACAGAUGUUCACAGUCCAGGGAAUUUCAGGAUUAUUGGGACUUUGCAGAACUCCCCUGAGUUUUCAGAGGCCUAUAAUUGCCGCAAGAACUCAUACAUGAAUCCAGAAAAGAAAUGCCGAGUUUGGUGAUCUUCAGAAAAAGCGACAUGGCCUUUGGCUAGCCUUGCCAGCACCACGGAAAAUGGGGAACUCUGUCCAAGAGAAAAUGGGCCACCGAGGUCACUGUAAUUACAUGGGGGUAGUUAACAGAGAUGAGAGAGCAUCAUUUAGAAAUGAAGAUAGUUUAUUCUGGAAAAGGAAUGGAGAGAGGAGGUGGGGGGGGGGUCUGGUGUCUUAUCAAAUCAAUCACUUCUCACUGUGUAAAUAAUGUUUUAUGUCUAUAUAUAUUACCAUUCAUUUCUGUUUCUCAUAUGAUCUGCCAGUUUGAUGUCAUCUCUUGAAAACAGUGUUAACCACUUGGUGUAGCCUGGGCUUUCUAAUCAAAGGGAGAAAGAAGAGGUUGAAGACUACAGUGGGCUCCAAAAGCACAGCAGUGGCAUGAGAGUUAAAAAACACAUCACCUAAUUACUUCUUUUUAUUUUUAUUUGUAACAUUUAUGCUCCUGAAAAAAUCUUCCAAAGAAUUCUUAUACAUAUUGGGGGCUUGGGACUUAAUGUAAUUUUAAACCAGUUUUGCCAAUCAUCAGUUAUUCAUCCUGAGAUCAUUGUAUUUUAAGCUACUCUUAGGGCUAAAAUGAAUGUCUGAAACUGUUUUUCAUUAUACCUGUUUUCACUGAUAUUGAAAUUCUUAAGGCUCCCUGCAAUUUUCUAAGCAAUUUCAUGUUCUCUCUCUCUCUCAAAACUUGAUCUUUUUAAGAGAUUUGUAGUAAUGUAUAAAUAAUAAUUUUUAUAUUUAAUUAUUACAUUUAUGACUAAGUAAUUAUUAUUAUAGGUAAUCAUUGAAUAUCAAAGUUUUGGACAGUUAUGAACCAAGAUCUGUAAACUAAUGUACAGAUGAAGAUUUGAGAUUUUUAAACUUAUAAAUCAUAUUGAUAAAAAGCUUUACGCACAAACUAGGGGUGAAAAUGACCAUUGGACAGUUGUCUAAAGAUACAUAAGACCUGUGGUUUCCAAUCAGGAUGUUUGGAAUAAAAUCUGUCCCUGAGGUGGCUCCGAUAAAAGGGCAUCUAUAUAGCUCUGCGUCUCUUUAUCUUUUCAGGUUUGUCGUCUGAUGGAAAUAUUUUGAUAAUAAAUUGAAAUUGUGAGCUCAUUACUCACUCAGA
Hyaena hyaena (striped hyena) is the source of this 3654-nucleotide messenger RNA. RefSeq names its product membrane metalloendopeptidase (gene MME). NCBI's taxonomy places the organism in Eukaryota, Metazoa, Chordata, Mammalia, Carnivora, Hyaenidae. Bases 273 to 2522 code for a protein of 749 amino acids. The record is from RefSeq and is a predicted model, not a curated record. Gene Ontology annotation, cellular component: plasma membrane. The transcript has 23 exons. Gene Ontology annotation, biological process: amyloid-beta clearance; protein processing. Gene Ontology annotation, molecular function: metalloendopeptidase activity.